Olea europaea var. sylvestris is the source of this 1295-nucleotide messenger RNA. RefSeq names its product transcription repressor OFP1-like. The coding region runs from base 119 to 1171 and encodes 350 amino acids. The record is from RefSeq and is a predicted model, not a curated record. Gene Ontology annotation, molecular function: DNA binding. Gene Ontology annotation, biological process: negative regulation of DNA-templated transcription. NCBI's taxonomy places the organism in Eukaryota, Viridiplantae, Streptophyta, Magnoliopsida, Lamiales, Oleaceae. The transcript has a single exon.
GGUGGCCCCAUGAGCUCCACGUUUCUAUUUAUGCACCACAUUCUACUACCACAUUCUAAUUAGGGACAGUUUUCCUUCCAUUUUACAUUCAAUUCUUCUCAUAAAAUUUCAGAAAUCAAUGGGAAAUCACAAGUUCAGAUUAUCAGAUAUGAUUCCAGGUGCCUGGUUUUACAAGCUCAAGUACAUGAACAGAACCAGAAACCAGAAAAACCACCGUGGCGCCGGCCCAGCACCACCACCUCCGUCGCCCAAACAAAGGCCGCCAGCAUCAUCUGACCAAAGAAAAUCCUACCAUUUUACAAGAGACCUCACAUUUCACAGUAAUUCUCCAACCAAAAGUACUGCAGUGGAUUAUUCAGAAACACCAAGAAUAUCAUCAAGGAAGAGACGUAGCACGAAGAAAACCAGAGUUUCGGCCGGUUACGGCUGCCGGGUCAUUCUUGAAUCCGACCGGAACAAACCCAAUUAUACGUCGGAAGUGUAUCGGAAUUCAAGUAUUGAUAUCUCAUCUGAUCGGAGUCUCACUCCAGAUGCAUUUGAUCCCAUGGUUUCACGGUCAACUUCCUGCAAAAGCAAAAUCCAAAAAGAUAUCAUAAUUGAUUUUGAUGAAAAGCCAUUCCAUGCAAAAUCUGAACUCGAUCUCACUCCGAUCAUUACCAAAGUCCGUGACACUGAAAUUCACAUGAAAAAUGAUACGAAUUUACCAAUCAACAUUAACAGAGUUUCAGAGAAAUCUGAGGAAAGAAAUGCAUUUGAAUCCCGAUCUGUGAAGGCUGUGAAAGAUGACACUUUCAGCACUGAUUCCAAAGAACAAAGGACGACUUCUUUCAGAAAAUCUACAGUGCAUUCUCCAGGCGUGAAACUCCGGAAUUCUCCAAGAAUCAGAAGGAGUAUUCCUGGCCGGAAAAGUUUGUCAUCAACUACAAGUUCAAGUUCAAGGAAAAGCGCAACGGAGAAUUUCGCAGUUGUGAAAUCAUCCAAGGAUCCACGGAGGGAUUUUAGAGAAUCAAUGGUGGAGAUGAUUGUGGAGAAUAAUAUCAGAGCAUCAAAGGAUUUGGAAGAACUUCUUGCUUGUUAUCUAUCAUUGAACUCUGAUGAAUAUCAUGAUCUGAUCAUCAAUGUGUUCAAGCAAAUUUGGUUUGACAUAAUUGCUGAUAUUCGUCUGAACUAAUUUAAUUUCUUUCAUGUUUUUUUUUUUUUUUUUUUUUUGGUUUGUUUUAUCCUUUAAUAGAAUAGUAUAAUGUAAUUUUAUAUUUAAUUUCUCUUGACAUAUGAACUUACAAUCUAUUGAACAA